Fusarium redolens is the source of this 1713-nucleotide messenger RNA. RefSeq names its product Bestrophin, RFP-TM, chloride channel-domain-containing protein. NCBI's taxonomy places the organism in Eukaryota, Fungi, Ascomycota, Sordariomycetes, Hypocreales, Nectriaceae. The record is from RefSeq and is a predicted model, not a curated record. The coding region runs from base 136 to 1545 and encodes 469 amino acids. Gene Ontology annotation, molecular function: chloride channel activity. The transcript has a single exon.
GUCGUUGUACACUUUGGCUAUAUUACCUGGCCACAUCACUUCUAGGUCUUAAGUCUCUUGCCCCUCUCGGCUCUACCUCUGUAUCCUAAAAGUACGGUCAAUCGUUUUCUUCCCAAUUUCAAGAUCUUCAUCAAAAUGUCGGACGCCGGUGGAGAUCACGUAUCGCAAUCCAAGCCAUAUCCGGAGGCACAGAUCAGAGAACGCAUAUCAGGCCCUGGAAACUCUUCAAACCACCACAAUUGCCCGCCUUCUCCGUCCAUCAAUGCCAACCGACAACCCAUAUCCAGCGAUGGGGAAGAUAACAACUACUUCAGCGGCCCUCGGGAUCUUCAAAGACACUCCAAAUGGCCCCUUAUCCUACAGCUGCAUGGGUCCAUCAUGCCCUCGCUGAUCCUUCCGCUCUUGCUCGUUGCCUGCUGGGCAACUGCUAUUACCGUCAUCUCCAAAAAGGUCCAUGACCUGAGCGUUAACUCUGUUCUGCUCACCAUUCUCGGUUUUGUUGUCGGUCUGAGCCUUUCAUUCCGAUCGUCUACAGCCUAUGAACGCUAUGCUGAGGGUCGUCGAUACUGGGGAACGUUGGCCACUGCAUCUCAGACUCUUGGCCGUAUCAUCUGGAUCCAUGCUGAUGACAGCAGUCCUGGCGGCCGAGACCCUCGCGAACUUCUCAUUAAGAAGCUUGGGGCCUUGAAACUCAUUGCCGGUUAUGCCGUUGCCCUCAAACACACCCUCCGCUUCGAACACUGCGCCAGUCAACCUGACAUGCAACCCUACAUCGCACAUCUUGAUACGUUUGCUGGAAAGACAACCGCGCCGACGAAGCAGGUCACAAACUUCAGCAAGUUUGCCGGCGAGUACCUUGGUCUCUCCUUUGCUCAAAGUGACCCUCGAAAGCACCUCAAGAGAGCCGAGGAGCAUCAAGGAAACCUUCCUCUUGAGAUCUUGAACCACCUGGCAAUGGCUCUCGACUCCAUCAUCGCCAACAAACAGUUACCAGUCUCAAUUCAUCAGACCAUCGCUUACAAUCAUCUUACCAGUCUUAACGACGUUGCAGUCGGUUGCGAUCGUGUCCUCAACACCCCUUUGCCCAUCGCAUAUACCAUUGCCAUCAGCCAGAUUACUUUUGUGUAUGUCAUGCUCUUGCCGUUCCAGUUGACUGGCCCACUUGGCUGGAUUGCUAUCCCCGCUACUAUCACAGCGGCUUAUAUUAUCUUCGGCUUGUUAUUCAUUGGCCAAGAAAUCGAAAAUCCUUUUGGUCGUGAUGUCAACGAUCUGCCUCUUGACGUCUUUUGCGAACAAAUUGCAAACGAUCUAGACAUCACUGCCUCCUUUGACCGACACGCAUCUGAUCACUUUCUACUGGGGGGAGCGCCAUUGCACCCUGUCAGCUGUGCUGUAGGCCAUACUUGGAUGGAUCGUAGUGAAGAAAAGCUCAGAGAGUCUAUUAGAAACAAACCUCAUGUUCUUUUCAGUUGGCGGCGCCAGGGUGGUCUUAGGUUAUCUGCUCGAGACAACAAGACUAAGGAAGUGGAUAGGGAUAUGGUUUAAUGUGGUAGAGUGUGCCAAAAGUGGUGGAAAUUCUUCGAGAUGAGCAAAAUGUGAUAUUAUGUACAGUUUCAUAGAAGUAACUUUCUGUUCUACGGAGUCUUUGGACAGCCUUUCUGGAAUAAAUCUUUCGCGGUGUUGAAUAAACCUCUGAUUUUCACUUCAUCCAAG